Molecule: messenger RNA, 4596 nt
Organism: Acanthochromis polyacanthus (spiny chromis)
Lineage: Eukaryota; Metazoa; Chordata; Actinopteri; Pomacentridae
Product: alpha-2-macroglobulin-like
Exons: 36
Coding region: 95-4300 (1401 amino acids)
Cellular component (GO): extracellular region
Molecular function (GO): endopeptidase inhibitor activity
Source: RefSeq, a predicted model, not a curated record
UGUUGUGUGGGUGUUUAUGAGAAUCUGAUGGGUGAGCAAAGGGGGGUCUGAGUAGCAGAGCCUCCUGCUGCUCUGAGGAUCAUCUCAGUCAGUCAUGGGUCAGAUGUGGACAUGGACACUGUUUGUGUGCCUGAGCUGGAUGCAGGCCGAACCAACGCUGGCAGAACCGAAGUACAUGGUGGUCAUUCCUGCAGUUCUUGAAGCUGGAGCUGAAACCAAAUUCUGCGCCAGUCUCCUGCAGCCCAACGAGACUCUGAUCAUGACCGUCACUUUGAUGUCCAAACAAACAAACACAACUCUUCUGGAGAAGACGUCCAAUGCAGAGUUUCAUACCUGCGUUCAGUUUCAGGUUCCUUUAGUGCAGAAUGAGGAGACGCACAAGUUUGAGGUGGAAGUACGAGGCGACAAAUUUUAUUCAGAAAAAGUCAAGGAUGUCUUGAUCAAAGCCUACAAACCAAUGACAUUCAUCCAAACAGAUAAGCCAAUCUACCUUCCAGGACAAACAGUGCAUUUCAGAGUCAUUGCUCUGGACACCAAGUUUCGACCUGCUCAUCAGUUGUACACUGUCAUUGAAAUUGAGGAUGCAAAGGGCAACCGGAUUGGACAGUGGCUCAACAAAACAUCCGCUGGUAAAAUACUGCAGCUCUCUCACUCUUUGAACUCUGAGGCCCAUGAAGGACUUUAUGAGGUUAUUGUGAAGACUGAUGCAAAGACAACACAGCACAGCUUCAAAGUGAAGAAAUAUGUUUUGCCAAAAUUUGAUGUAAAGAUAAAAGCAUUUGAUGAAAUAAGUAUUGCACAAAGUGAAAUAACCGCGGACGUAUGUGCAACAUAUACAUACGGGCAGCCUGUGCCUGGCAAUGUAGAACUUACAAAGUGUGACUAUGGAAGGACUAUAAACUGGAUGUCAGAACCCAGCUGCCAAAGCAAGACAAUGCAGACAAACAAGAAUGGCUGUGCCACUUUUACCUUCAAGAUUUCCUCUUUCAAACAUCUGCUUCAAAGUUUUGGUUAUGGCAGACAUAUGGGAGAAGAAAAAUUAAUUUUCCGUGCCAAAGUGACAGAGGAGGGAACAGGUAUUUCACGCUCACAAGAGAAAGCAACAAAAAUUUCACCUGUUGUUACAAAGCUGUCUUUUAUUGAUACACCCAAGACGUACAAGCCAGGAUCAACUGUGGAAGUAAAAGUUAAAGUGGCUCACUACAAUGAUACACCAAUCCCUGACAAAGUGGUCUACCUGCUUUACGGUGAAAGUCAACAGUCCAUAACAACUGACAGUGAUGGUGUUGCAGCUUUCUCACUGAACACAACCAACCUCUCUGGGACCAUCAAACUCAAAGCUCAGCUUAAACCUAAAUUACGCUCAUGGUUCAGACAACAUGAUGAUGUCGUAGCUCGCACCGUAAUCAGGUCUACUUCUUCAUCCCAUGUUGAAGCGGUCAACUCUUUAGAGGUGAAGAAGAAAGAUGAGAAACUUCGCUGUCACAUUAAAGAGACCAUCUUCAUUAAAUACACCAUACUUGGACAGGGCGAGGACUCUGUGGAUGUGAUGCAUUUGGUAUUAUCUAGAGGAGCCAUCGUCAUGCAAGGAUCCAAAAAGGUUGACUUGCAGAAUCAACGAGUGAAUCGGGGCCAAGUGUCCUUUCAUUUGACAGUUUCUCCAGAGAUGGCACCAGAUAUUCAGGUAGUGGCUUAUGCUGUCCUUCCUGGUGGGAAAGUAUUCCAACACAGUGCUGACUUCUCCACUGAGAAAUGCUUCAGUCACAAGGUGUCGCUGGAGUUUUCACCACCGUCAGCUGUUCCAGGAGAGGACAUCAACAUGCAGGUGACAGCCCAGCCAGACUCUCUGUGUGGUGUGAGUGUUGUGGACCAAAGUGUCCUCAUCCAGGAGCCAGGGAAGACUCUCGAUGCUACAAAGAUAUUCGAUUUGCUGCCUGUCAAGAAAAUGUCCAGAGUUCCAGAUGCUGAAAUUUGCUUCAGUAGUUUGGGGUUGAGAAUGGCAACAAACUUGUUGCCAUCAUGUGGCCAUCCACAACUUGUCAGAAGGGAAUACAGUGGCAUUGUUUAUUUGCCAAGGAGUACAAGACCUAUGCUCCUUCAUACUCUAAGGAUGCCACCUUCAAGAGUAUCAACUGCAGCGCCAGUAGUGACAGUCCGCACCUUUUUCCCUGAAACUUGGAUAUGGGACUUGGUGGAAAUUGGAUCAUCUGGAACAAAGGACGUGUCCCUCACUGUCCCAGACACCAUCACCACCUGGGAGACGGAGACUUUCUGUUUGUCUCCACAGGGUUUUGGUUUGGCUCCUCGUAAACAAAUCACUGUCUUCCAGCCCUUCUUCCUGGAGCUCACGCUGCCCUACUCCAUCAUCCGGGGGGAGCAGUUUGAACUGAAGGCAACUGUCUUCAACUACCUGUCAAGCUGCAUCAUGGUGACUGUGACUCCCUCGCCCUCCCUAGAUUACACCCUCACCCCCAUCUCUGGUAAUCAGUACACUUCCUGUCUGUGUGGCAAUGAGCGCAAGACCUUCAGCUGGACCAUGAACCCCACAGCCUUAGGGGUUGUGAAUGUGUCGGUGCGUGCUGAAGCAGUGACAUCCCACGUUUUAUGUGAUAAUGAGAUUGUGAGCAUUCCAGACAGAGGUCGCAUUGACGUGGUCACACGAUCUCUGAUAGUAAAGGCUGAGGGAACAGAAGUGACAACGACCCACAACUGGCUGUUCUGCCCAAAAGGAGACUCUUUGACAGAGGAAGUAGAGCUCCGACUCCCUGAGAAGGUGGUUGAUGGAUCUGUCCGAGUUUCACUAUCAGUGCUGGGUGACAUCCUCGGCCGGGCCCUGAAGAACAUAGAUGGUCUUCUGAGGAUGCCUUUUGGAUGUGGAGAGCAGAACAUGGUGCUCCUGGUCCCCAACAUCUACAUUCUGCAGUACCUAGAAAACACACAGCAGCUGACUCCAGCCAUCAGAGAGAAGGCUUCCAACUUCAUGACCAGUGGCUACCAGAGACAGCUGAAUUACAAGCAUCAUGAUGGAGCUUACAGCACAUUUGGAUCGGGACCAGGAAUCACUUGGUUGACUGCUUUUGUUCUGAGAUCCUUUGUCAGAGCUCAGUCCUUCAUCUACAUUGACCCUACAACGAUUGAACAGUCCAAGACUUGGCUGAUUGGAAAACAACAACAAAAUGGCUGUUUUCAACAGUCAGGAAAACUUUGGGACAACAGAAUGAAGGGCGGUGUGUCUGAUGAAGUGACUCUCAGCGCGUACAUUACUGCUGCGUUUUUGGAGAUGAAUAUGUCGGUGUCUCAUCCUGUGGUGGAGAAGAGCCUGUCGUGCCUCAAGGAGUCCCUCAGUGACUUGAGCAACACCUACACCACAGCUCUGAUGGCGUACGUCUUCACCCUGGCAGGAGACACGGAGACCCGUGGUCUCCUUCUGGAUCACCUUGACAAGGUUGCAAUCAAACAAGGGGGUUUCUUGCACUGGUCUCAGAGAGCAGCAGAAACAUCAGCCUCUCUCUCUGUGGAGAUCAGCUCCUAUGUGCUGAUGGCCAAACUCAGCGCCUCCCCGACUAAUGAAGAUCUGGGCUACGCCUCGGGCAUCAUAAUGUGGUUGACAACGCAGCAGAACUAUUAUGGAGGCUUCUCCUCCACACAGGACACGGUGGUGGCUCUUCAGGCUCUGGCUCUCUACGCCACUCUGGCAUUCAGUCCUCAGGGUUCAAGCACAGUGAAAGUCCAGUCUCCCAGCGGACAGCUGACGUUUAACGUGAAUCAGGACAACAGACUGCUCUACCAGGAGAGAAUCCUGCAGGACGUGACUGGAAAGUUCAGCCUGGAGGUGGAGGGCACUGCAUGUGCUUCAGUGCAGGUUUCUCUUGACUACAACAUCCCAACUCCUACUGAUGUCACCAGUCUCAGUGUGAAGGUCAAACCAGAGACCAACUGCACCAGCCAGUCUCACAGACCCAAACUCACUCUGAAGCUGAAGUCCCUAUACAGUGGAGAGGAGAACAGUACAAACAUGGUGAUCCUAGAUAUCAAAGCACUCUCUGGAUUUGUGCCAGACCCAGAGUCUUUAAAACAGCUAAAAAAUGCCAUGUUGGUGGAUCGUGUUGAGCAGAAGGAAGACCAUGUUCUGGCGUAUUUACGAGAGCUGAGCACCGGCACAGACAUCAACCACACCUUAGAGUUCAUACAGGAACUCCCAGUGCAGAAUCUGAAACCAGCCGUGGUCAAGAUCUAUGACUACUACCAGCCAAGUGACCAGGCUGAGACAGAAUACAUCUACUCUUGUGUUGCAGCUUGAAGAGUGAGGUGUGGUCAGCUCCCAUAUCCUGAAUGAUUCUGUCAUUCUGAUUUGUUGAGACUUGCAUUCUGUUUGACUAAAGAUAACAAGGUUCACAUGUGUGUACACAUCAUUGAUUUGUAAGUGUUUAUGCAUAAUGUUUAUACAUGUUUAUGCAUAAUAUAUAAAAUGUACCAUAUGUGUAACAAGGGCUGAACAAUUAAAGCAUUUUAGACAUUAUAAUUAACACUGUUUAAGCUACUGUGAUGCAGCAUGUCUUAACCUGGAAUUAAACUGCUUUGUUAUUGCUUCUACAA